CGAGACAUUUACCAAACUUUAAACUGGAAACGACGCGACAAUAUAUUGCAUAAAAUGCAUAAAAAAUACCCCCGAUGUACUCUGUUCUUUACUCCAGGACCUUUUACUGGAUGUUACCUGUAGUCUGCCUAAACUAACAAAAGCUUCUGCGCAAUGACAAUCGAAAACAUUUAAAUAGGGUGCUACAUUUUUUUAGAAUAUUGUCAAAUUUGAUACUGAUACUGAUAUUUUCAAAUUUAAAAAUUGAUCUUAAAGAUACGUCACAUUCGCGGAACCAAGGCAUAUUUUGUACACUAAUCUUUAUAGAGAUGCUUGCUAGAAAAUGCACGCCGGCGCCAGGGGAGAGUGUAAAAUGUCUCGGAAUACCGCGUUCGGUUCACAAUUCACCAUCAGAGCCCACAGAGUGCUGUCGAACGAGGGACAGCAACAUAGACGACAAAUUUACAGAAAAGAUGGCAACGGAUAACUUGACUGCUGUUCUUCAUGGCAUUGAGGACUUGCGUUUGGAACAACGUCCCAUUCCGGAAAUAGCCAGCGAUGAGGUCCUCCUGGCCAUGGUCAGUGUUGGGAUCUGCGGUUCCGAUGUGCACUAUCUCACUGCUGGACGCAUAGGCGACUUUGUGCUGACCAAGCCCAUGAUCAUCGGACAUGAGGCUGCGGGCGUAGCGGCGAAGGUGGGAAAGUCCGUAAAGCAUUUGGCUGAGGGCGAUCGUGUGGCCAUCGAACCGGGCGUUCCCUGUCGCUACUGCGCCCACUGCAAGCGGGGAAAGUACAACAUGUGUGCCGACAUGGUGUUCUGUGCCACCUACGAUGGCAACCUUACACGCUUCUACAAGCAUGCGGCGGACUUUUGCUUCAAACUCCCGGAUCAUGUCAGCAUGGAGGAGGCCGCCCUGCUGGAACCACUCUCGGUGGGUGUUCACGCCUGGACAAAAAGACAAAUCGGUCUGGUCACUCUGCUGGCCGCUCAAGCCUUGGGAGCUUCUGAGAUUUUGAUCACAGAUUUGGUGCAGCAGCGUCUGGAUGUGGCCAAAGAGCUGGGCGCCACCCACACCCUGUUGCUGGAUAGGAAUCAGAGUGCCGAGGAUAUUGUCAAAAGAGUCCAUUGUACCAUGAGCGGGGCCCCUGACAAGGCCGUCGACUGUUGUGAGGCAGAGAGCAGUGCUCGCCUGGCAAUCUUCGCUACACGUUCCGGUGGUGUUGUCGUUAUUGUGGGUAUGGGAGCACCGGAGAUCAAGCUGCCCUUGAUCAAUGCCCUGUUACGAGAGGUCGACAUACAUGGCGUCUUCCGCUACUGCAACGACUACUCGGCCGCUCUGGAUCUGGUGGCAUCCGGUACAGUGAAUGUCAAGCGUCUGGUAACACAUCACUUUGACAUCACCGAGACGGCGAAGGCCUUCGAGACCUCCCGCUAUGGCCGUGGCGGUGCUAUCAAAGUCAUGAUACACGUCCAGCCCAGAGAUGCCAACAAUCCAGUUAAAUUUUGAAUAUACAUACUAGAAUCUAUAGAUAAACAUAGACUUUAUGGCAAUGGUAAUCCGUCAACUGCUUUCAGCAAAUAGACAUUCAAUGUAA
Molecule: messenger RNA, 1575 nt
Organism: Drosophila pseudoobscura
Lineage: Eukaryota; Metazoa; Arthropoda; Insecta; Diptera; Drosophilidae
Gene: Sodh2
Product: Sorbitol dehydrogenase 2
Biological process (GO): D-sorbitol catabolic process
Molecular function (GO): zinc ion binding; L-iditol 2-dehydrogenase (NAD+) activity
Source: RefSeq, a predicted model, not a curated record